Molecule: messenger RNA, 977 nt
Organism: Branchiostoma belcheri (Belcher's lancelet)
Lineage: Eukaryota; Metazoa; Chordata; Leptocardii; Amphioxiformes; Branchiostomatidae
Product: fibrinogen-like protein 1
Exons: 5
Coding region: 1-846 (281 amino acids)
Source: RefSeq, a predicted model, not a curated record
AUGUCGGGAGAGCAGAAACGAUCCAAGACUGGCGACACUGCUGAAACCAGUGACACAAUCACUAACAACAAGACCAAGUGGUCCCGCUGGUGUAAGAAGUUCUGGUGGACCUUCGGCGGGCUGGUCGUCGCGGUCAUGGUCGUCUCACUGUCCUUCGUGGCAGAGCCAGACUGUGCUGCAUAUAAAGCCACCGGACACAUGGCAAGUGGAGUCUACACACUUGGCUCAACCCCGGCCCUGGCCGGUGUAGAGGUCUACUGCGAUAUGAAACCAGGAGGUGGAUGGACUGUGAUCCAACGGCGACUGGACGGGUCGGUUUUCUUCAACCGGACCUGGGAGGAGUACAAGCACGGGUUUGGGAACAAGAACGGGGAAUACUGGCUUGGGAACGAGAACAUCCACCGCCUGACUACUCAGAAGGACUAUAUCCUGCGCAUCGAUAUGAUGGACUGGGAUGGAAAUAAACGCUACGCGGAAUACAACACAUUUAGGGUGUCCGGUGAGUCGGAACAGUACCGGCUGACCAUUUCCGGGUAUUCAGGCACAGCGGGAGACACCAUUACGGACAGCUAUUCCAUUAAAAGAGGCGGCAGUUGGCAGACCAGCGGGCAGAUGUUCUCCACUGUGGACAGGGACAAUGAUGGCCACAUUUUCCGCAGCUGUUCUCAGCGUUACGGACAGGGCGGCGGGUGGUAUAGAAAUGGCUGCGGCGGCGCCAAACUCAACGGCCGCUAUCUCGGCAACUGUGGGAACUCCUGUCCACACGCGCAAGGUGUGACGUGGUACGACUGGAGAGGCCAUAGUUACUCCCUGAAGUCUGUGUCUAUGAAAAUCAGGCCACGAUAAUCGCAUCUAUUCUACUAAAUCUGAUCACACCCAGUUAUCCACAAAAUCAUCAAUCCUACAUGUCUGUAACGCUGACAAGCAACGCUCUCUAUUGUAGCGGCUUUGUCUGUUAAAAACAUACAUCAGAAUGU